Mangifera indica (mango) is the source of this 721-nucleotide messenger RNA. RefSeq names its product calmodulin-like protein 11. NCBI's taxonomy places the organism in Eukaryota, Viridiplantae, Streptophyta, Magnoliopsida, Sapindales, Anacardiaceae. Bases 69 to 521 code for a protein of 150 amino acids. The transcript has 3 exons. The record is from RefSeq and is a predicted model, not a curated record. Gene Ontology annotation, molecular function: calcium ion binding; enzyme regulator activity.
AAACCCGGCUCAGCUUGAGCUAAUCCUUCUCUUUCUCUCUCGCUCUGUUUCUUUCUCUCUCUCGCAGUAUGGCAAAUGCACUGACUGAUGAACAGAUUGUUGAGUUUAAAGAAGCCUUUUGUCUCUUCGAUAAAGAUGGGGACGGUUGUAUCACUGUUGAAGAAUUGGCGACUGUGAUUCGAUCUCUGGAUCAAAAUCCAACAGAAGAUGAACUGCAGGACAUGAUCGACGAAGUGGACGCUGAUGGAAAUGGGACGAUUGAGUUUGCAGAGUUUUUGAGCUUAAUGGCCAAAAAAAUGAAGGAAACUGACGCAGAGGAGGAGCUUAAAGAAGCUUUUAAAGUAUUUGAUAAAGAUCAAAAUGGAUACAUAUCAGCUAAUGAGCUGAGGCACGUCAUGAUCAAUCUAGGUGAAAAGUUGACGGACGAAGAAGUAGAUCAGAUGAUCAAGGAGGCGGAUUUGGACGGUGAUGGCCAAGUUAAUUACGAAGAAUUCGUCAAGAUGAUGAUGACCGCUGGAUAAGGCCUUUUAGUCAGUCUGAUUGACGGACCACCAUAACAUUCAAUAUUAAUUGGUUCACCCAAGAAAUUAAUAAGCCAAGCACCUGUGUUAUUAUUUUUAUUAUUAUUUCUAAAUUGUUUUACUUCAUUUCUAGGUGGACAUUUCUAAUAUCAUUGUGUUAUUUAAUUGGAAUUAGAAGUUAAAAUAUUUCAUUUUUGUUA